UUGAUUGAAAAAAAACUGUGUAUUGUGAUUGUUGGGACUUGGGACUGUUAGAUGCAUUCAUCUCAACAAUAACAAAUACAGCUGCUAACUAUAUCAUGUGACAACUGAGUUAAGAUAUUCAAUUAUUUGUCAAUUAUUAAUUUUGGUCAAUAAUCUAGUGGCAAUUCACUAAUGUAUCUGCAUAGAUAUGUGAAAACUUAUUCUUAUGUAUUGAACAUUAAAUAGGAUUUUUAUUUAUAAAUUGUAUUUUCAUUUGACUUUUUUACAUUCUUAAAAUGCUUGGGAGGGAGCAAACCUAAGUAAGACAUUAACUCGGGCAAGUGAGUGAUUGUAGAAAGAUUGUUCUUUAUGUGUGUGUCUCUGGUGCCAUAAUGUUAUUCAGACUUUGAUCUUAGGGAAGUUGGAGAUAAAGUCAAAGAAUUUCUCAGUUGGUCUCAGUGUUUUGUUGGUAAUUAUCCAGAGUUACAGACAGAUCAUCGCCUGAGCCGAGUGGAGAACUGCUACCCUAAAAGGGCUGACUAUAAUGUCAGCGUACAUCUCAGUGCUUGGUGUGGCAGUGUUGCUCCUCCACCUUUGGGGGACACAUUCUUUCCCCACCUCUGCCUGUCCUGUUCCCUGCCUGUGCCAGCGCGGUCCACUCCUGAACUGCUCUUCUUUGGGUCUGACUGAGAUUCCCAGACACAUCCCAGCAAAUGUGGUUUCCUUGAACAUAUCCAAUAAUGCCCUGCGUUCUCUGGCUCCUCUCAGCUUUGGUCAUUUAAAACUGAAGGGACUUCUGCAGCUUUGGGUGGGAAGUAAUGCUCUGGAGAGCCUGUCUCUGAUUUUGAAGAAGGACCGGGCAGGCACUAGGACCCUGUCAAGUGGAGAACAAGAAUGCAUGUCCUGGGCACCUGACCUUCAGUUGCUGUCUGCUGAAAGAAACCAUCUAAAACAUCUACCAAAGGGGUUGGGCUGCAUGAAGUCUCUGCAGAUUCUUCAGCUGUCUUACAACCAGAUAUCUAAGAUAGGCCUUGCUGACCUGGACAACUGCAUUAAUUUGAAAGAGUUACAUCUCCAGCAUAACAGCAUCAUAAGCAUUCAACCACAAGCUUUUAUAGACCUAAAACAGCUGCAGGUCCUUGAUCUGAGCUAUAACCUGCUGGUCACCAUUCCUGUUCCUGCUUACCAGUCCCUGCGAAACCUGAAUGCCUUGGUCAAUGUCUCCUUCAACAGAUGGAGGUGUGACUGCAAUUUGCAGACCUUGAGAAAAUGGAUUAGCUUUGAUACUGAAAUGGGUGAUGCUUCCUGGCAAGUUAUAUGUGCCUCUCCACCACAUCAUGCUGGAAAAGAUCUGCUUCACCUGAAGGAUUCGGAGCUUACUUGUCCAACACAUGAAUCCAGUACAUCUGGUCACUAUCGUAACAUGAUUGUGGAUGAGGGGAUGCAAAUAUCAAUUCCUUGCAUCAAUGACAGCCAAGAUAUCAUGCUGGUUCACUGGUGGACUCCACAUGGCCAAGUCACAGAUAACCAACCAAAUCUUCUAAUUAAGGACAUUACAGAGCAGCAUGCAGGACUUUAUGUAUGCCUUUCAGGUCUCCAAGGGGAGCACAUAUCAGUAUUUGAUCUAUAUGUCAAUAAAAAAGGCAGUGGCUCAAGACCACGUAGGGAAGCAGCAAUCAUCAUGGACCAGGAAGAAAAUAAAAACACAGCAAGGAAUGAUCCUGUUGUACGGCAAACAAGGGACCAGUCAGAGUUUGUCCUUGCCGUCUGCCUCUCUGUCAUCAUUACAUUUAUUGUAGCCUUUAUCCUUGGUGUUCUUUUGAGACCACUCUUAGACAAAUUAUGGAGGAGAAUACGAUCCAAGAGACAAUCGACACCACCACCACCAACAACCACCACCUCCACUGGGCCCCAGCCGUAUGUGAAUGAAGGGUACUGUGAUGUAGAAGACCAAGAACAAGAAUUAAGAGUAGGUUCAAGAGUUACAUUUAGUGAAGUCACAGAAGUGGAAAAUCAAGUGCCUUACUAUAUUACAGUAGAGAAUGAUGAAGCAGAUGGAUCCUCUGAGAGCAACACAGAAGUUGAGACUCUUUAUGAGACCAUUGAAAAAAAUAAAUCCUCAAUAACUGAUGGGAAACAGCAGGGCCUUGAGAUGGAGGUUCACAGAGGAAGAGCAGACAGCAGUAGUAGCUCACUACAGGAAGAGAAUGCUUUAAUCAUAAAUGGUAAGAAGCUGCCACCCUGCUCAACCGAAGACAUGGAAUUUGAGCCAAUUCCAGAUGCAGAUGAUAUUACUCAGUUAAAGAGAAAGGGUAGCUCUUCAACAUCAUCUCAGUCAAGUCAUGAAGGUAACUUCUCAAAACAAACUGAACAAAGUGUUGACCCUGUCACUAUACCGGCAAACAAAAACACAAUAGGUAGAAUUCCAGGAUUUAGUACAGAGCCGUUUUCAGAAUGGUCAAACAGACUGACUGAACAGAAUGUUGAUAAUUUGGACCCAGAGUUGUGGAAUGACAGUGGAGAAAGCUUUUCUUUCACUGACUGCUCUGAAAGGUCAAGUAUCCGUGAUCUCUCCAGCUCUGCUGUAGGACACCCACUGAAGAAUGAUGACAUGUGGAGGCAAAGUAAAGCAGAAUCACCUUCAGAAAAAACGAAUCUUGAUUCAGAGGUUCUUGAUUUCGACAAACCUUUUGGUAAAGAAGUUCUUGUUGAUGAUUUAAAGCAGCUGGAGCUCUUUGACAUAGUAAGCUCCUCUAAUUCCAGUGAAAGUGGUGAAAGUGUAGGUGGACAAAACAAUUAUGUUGUAAACCCAGAGUUAAUGGAUGAAUCAGACACAGAGAACUAUGCAAACUUGGUCACUUUAAAAAAAUUUGAAGAUGUCACCUUAAAUAAAAGAAUGCCUAGUGCUGGCAUUCUUAUAAGACAAGAGACAAUCACUCUAGAGCCAUCAGACAUACGUUUGACACUUACUCAUGGAGACAGCGUUGAUGAGAGUAUGCAUAUUUAUGACUCCCCAAGAAAGAGUAAAGUUGACAAGUGUGGGAUAUGUGUAGAUGUGGGUCUUGAUACAGUGCCAAAGGUUAAAAGGUAUGUUGAAUUUAAACCAUUCAAACCUAAUUUUGGACCACCAUCUCUACCAUCAUUUUCUCAUACCUCAACAAAGAAGAACAACACCUUAUCAGAUAUUGAAGUGAAAUCUGAAGCUAACACUGAUGUAUUCUCUGGAGACAACAAAUGCUUAACACACAUAGAGGUAUCUCCUGAUAGAAUUCAAAAAGUGAAGCGAUACAUUCACUUCAAACACCCUGAACCUCAUUCCCCAAUUCUGUCAUCAUCACCUUCCUUCACCAAAAAAGGUGAUAUGCUGGAAGCAAAAAGUUAUAGCUCAUCCUCAGAUGACGAUGAUGCUGAACUGACAACUAAAGGCAACAAUUUAGAUGUAUCUUCUGAUGGAGUUUCAAAAGUGAAAAGAUACAUUUUAUUUAAACAGAUUGAAUCUUCUUCCCCAGCUCUCUCCGUAUCCAAACCUAAAAUUGAGACCACAACUGAGCAAGCAAUAAAAUCUUUGCAACCAAGCACCACACCUACAAGUCAAGAUACAAGUCAAAAUGUGAAUAAACACAUUUAUAUUAAUCAGCACAAACAGCAUUCCUCAUCUCUGCCAUCAUCACCUACUUCUACCAAGAAAGGAUUAUCAGGAAAAAAGUCUAAAAGCAAAAAACAAGAUCAAUCAUACUAUGGAAGUUAUGAUAGUCUGCCACUAUACCAUGUCCAUCCUGCCUAUAGGUCAAGUAUAAACAGACUCAAUAGAGGCUAUGAUACUGACAGAUCGUCUUCCAGUGAAGAAGAUGAUACAUUUUUGGAAUACCCAACAAAAUUAGAGAUUACACCUGGGAUAAACAGAGGAGUCACUACACUAGAUAAGAAAACAGACAAAGUCCUUAACAUUGACUUUGAUAACUCCUCCAGCAGCACAGAUGUAUUUGACAAGAAAAGGUCUAAAGGUCUAAUGAGAUUAAGAGAAAUAAGUGCACGACUGUUUAACAAACAUGAACAUGAACCAGAUGAGGGGAAUCUUCAAUCACAUGUUCAAACUAAGUCAAAAACUAAGGUGACCACUAAUGAAGAUAAUCUCUUUGGAAAAGGUUUAUCCCUUGAUCAUUUACCAAAAGUGAAGAGAUACCUUCAGUUUUCACACUCCGAUUCCUAUCCUCAAGUCCAAUUACCAUCUCCUCCACCAACCACUGGGGUAGCCAUACCUGAAUUUUUAGCACCAACUCCAGGAGAGUCAAGGAGAUCUAGUUUCUCCUCUGAGGAUGAUGUCAAACAAACCACUAAAGAUAAACAUUUUGCUGGACAACUUGAUGCAUCUUAUGACACUCUUCCAAAAGUAAAAAGAUAUAUUCAAUUCUCAAACGCCGAACCUUGUUCAACAACACUGACCUUGAACAAAGAAAGUAUAUCACCGGAACUAGUGGCACAACCCGAAUCAAGGAGAUCAAGUACGUCAUCUGAUGAUGAUAUCAAACUUACAACCAAUGAAGAUAGUUUCUUUAGAAAGAUAGGUGUAUCUCUCGAUACAGUGCCAAAUGUUAAAAGAUACAUUCAAUUCAAUCAGCCAAAACCUUUCUCUCCAACUCUAACAUCUUCACCUAUUUCAACCAAGAGGCCUGAGGCUGUAGUGGAGACAGGUUCCAGCACAUCUGUCAAGUUGGAUGACAAAUCUGAUGCUACAGAAAACAAUUUCUGGGGGCAAAUAAACAUUGAUGCAGUGUCAAAGGUUAAACGAUAUGUUCAAUUUACACAGUCCAAACAUCAUUUUCCAACUCAGCCGUCAGUAUCAUCCUCUACAAAAGUCACAACUGAUAUGGCAGUGAAACCUGAAGCUACAAUUGACAGAUCCUCUGGAGAAAAGGGAUAUUUAAUGCAAACAGAGUUAUCUCCUGAAAAUAUUCAAAAAGUGAAAAGAUACAUUCACUUCAAGCAGUCUGAACCUCAUUCCCCAACUCUGCCAUCCCCACCUUCCUUAACUAUGAAAGAUGGUAUACAGGAAACAAGGAGAUAUAGCUCAUCAUCAGAUGAUGAUCAACUGACAACCAAUGAAGACAAUUUCUUCAGGAAAAUAGAUGUAUCUUUUGAUGGAGUAUCUAAAGUAAAAAGAUUCAUCACAUUUAAAGAGUCUAAACCCUCUUCCCCAACACUAUCAAUAUCCAGUCCUACUGCCACAACUGAGGCAGUAAAGUCUAUGGCCACUAGCACCUCUAAAGAUGAUGUCAGAUCUCAGAAUGAAGGUGAUCAUUUCUUUGGUAAAACAGAUGUAUCUUUCGAUGGUAUUUCUCUUGAUAGAGUACCACAAGUAAAGAGAUAUAUUCAAUUUAAACAGCCUGUAUCUCAUCUGCCAGUAGAAUCACCCACCACUUCAGAUACACUGCAAGUCACAACUGAGGUGAAAACCAAAUCUGAGGCAAAGAGAUCGAGUACUUCUUCUGAGGAUGAUGUCAAACAAACAGUCGAUGUCUCUGGAAAAACAGAAGCAUCUCUUGAUGGAGUGCCAAGAGUUAAAAGAUACAUUAAAUUCACACAUCCUGAAUUUCAGUCUCCAGCUCAGACAACAACUGGUCUCUCAUCUGAAAGAGUCAAUGCAACUAUUGUAGCAAAAGAAACAAGGAGAUGGAGCACUUCAUCUGAGGAAGAUGUUAUACCGACUAAUAAAAAAGAGAAUGUCGCUGAAGAAACGAGCGAAUAUCUUGCCAAAAUCCCAAAAGUAAAGAGGUACAUUACGUUCACACAAUCUCAGCCAUACUCCUCAAAUCUGUCACAAUUUCGUCCUUUAACCAUGGGAAAAUCCACAGAGGUGACGAAAAAUGAACUCAAACAACCAGCCACUAGGGAGAGCACUUCAUCUGAGGAUGCUGUUCAGGAAGACAAUAGCUCUGGUAAAAAAGGAGUGUCUCUUAAUGUAGUACCAAGAGUUAAGAGAUACAUUCAAUUCACACAUCCUGAAAGUCAAUCCCCUGCUCAGUCAACAUCUGCUGUCUCAGCUCAAACACUUGGAACAUUGGGGGCAGUUCAAGACACAAGGAGACCAAGCACUUCAUCUGAGGAAGAUGUCACACUAAGUGCUAAGGAAGAUAAUGUCUUUAGACAUACUGGAGCAUCUCUUGACAAAUUUCCAAAGGUUAAGAGAUAUAUUCAAUUCACAAAGCCUGAAAGUGAACCUCUUGUUCAGACAACUGCUCUCUCAGCUAACAGACUUGGAAUAUCUGGGGUUGUUCAAGAAACAAUGAAAUCAGUUACUUCAUCUAAUGAUGAUGUUCAGCUGUCUACUCUUAAUGAUGAUGUGUUUAAACAAAGAGGUGAAUCUUUUGACAAAAUCCCAAAAGUGAGGAGGUACAUUAAAUUCACACAAUCUGAACCUUCCCAGGUUCUUGCACCAUCUCCUCUUCCAAGCACUGAGAAGUCUGUAAAGGUGAUAGAAACAGGAUUUAGUACUCUAGUAUCUCCUAAUGAGAAUUUUAAGGAAGAUAGUGUUGUUGGGCAAACAGAAGCACAUCUUAAUCAAAUACCAAGAAUUAAGAGAUACAUUCAAUUCACUCAUCAGUCCCCUACGCAGUCAACAACUUCUCUAUCAGCUGAAAGAGUUGGAAUAUCUGAAGUCAUUUUAGAAACUCGAAGAUCAAUAACUUCAUCUGAGGAUGAUGUCACCUCUAAAGAAGACUAUUUUGGUGGACAUACUGGAGCACCUCUUGAUAAAAUACCAAAAGUUAAGCGAUACAUUCAUUUCACACAUCCUGAAAGUCAAUCUCCAGCUCAGACAACAACUUCUCUCUCAGCUGAAAGAGUCAAUGUAUCUGUGGUAGCCAAAGAAACAAGGAUACCAAGCUCUUCGUCUGAAGAUGAUGAUAAACCAUCUACUAAUGAUGGCAAUGUCAUUGGAGAAACAGGUGAAUUUCUUGACAAAAUCCCUAAAGUAAAGAGGUACAUUGAAUUCACACAAAAUGAACCUUAUUCCUCUGCAAAGUCAAAACUUCCAUCUUCAAGUGUUGCUAAAUCCAUAAAGGUGACAGCAACAGAAUUAAAGGGAUCCAGCACUUCAUUUGAAGAUUAUGUACAAUCAUCUGCUAAUGCAAAAAAAACAGCAUCAUUGACAGAGAUCACUUCAUCUGAAAAUCUUGACAGAGUACAGAGAGUUAAGAGAUACAUUCAAUUCAAACCUAUUGAAAGUAAAUAUCCUGCUCGGGCAUCAACUGCUGUCUUAGCUGAAAGAGUUGGAAUAUCAGGGGUAGCUCAAGAAACAAAGAUAUUGAGCACUUCAGCUGUUAAACCAUCUGGUAAUAUCAUUGGUAAAAAUUUCUUUCAAGAAACUGGUGUAUCUCUUGAUAAAAUCCCAAAGGUAAAGAGGUACAUUGCAUUCACAAAGAGUGAACCAUCCUUUUCAACCAAAUUAAUGAAAAGAGCUUUAACACCUGCAACAAAUACAGACUUUGAAACCACAUGGUCCAGUUUAUCAUCUCAGGUGUCACCUCCUGCCUCAGUGAAAAAAGGUUCUGCAUUAAUAAUAAAGACCCAAUCAGAAUCAUGGGCCUCUGAAUUUACUUCAAAGGACAAUAUGAAAGGAGAGCUUAUAGACAGUUCAGUAGAACAGACUGGCCUGAAGUCAAAGGUAAAGUAUUCAAGUUCCUCAUCCAGUGACGAACACUCUGUGGGACAUGAUGUUGUGGAUGUGGCUGUACCAGUACCACAAAAUGAGCCACCAGCAGUUCCACAGACAUCGCCACCUCCCUUAGAACCAGAGGAGGCCAGAGAGUACCUCAGAGAGAAUUCUGAAGUCCGUCAAAGACAAGAACGCAGAAGAUUACAGCAGCAAAGGAAAAGGGAAAUGGAUGAGUUCAACAUUGCAUCCCUAUCCUCCAUUCAACAAGGCGACCAGCAGGAUACAUCACCAGCAGAUUAUGGCGAAGUGCCACCAUUCCAAACAGAACAUAUUUAUAGCAAUGUUUCUACAAGGAACACAUCAACUUCUAGACAUGCAGAAGGAGCUGAAGCCCCAGUUUUACGGGGCCUUAAAACUAAAAGCACAUCAACACUUAAUUCCAAGUCAACUCCAAAGUAUAGGGAAUAUUUAAUUUAAGUAGGAGUUCAUUUUGAUUUACCAGACAAUGUUGUAUGAUUUUGUGCUGAUGCUUUCAAAAUCACAGCUUUUGAGGAUGGUGAUUUGCUUUUUACGAAGUAUUGUAAAUACUGUAUUAUAAUCAUGAACAUAACCUAAACUUCAGUAUUUCACAUGUUACUUAAGAAUGUGUAUUGUCUAAGAAUAUAAACUCUGUAUUGAUUUUAUCAGUCAUGAUGUGCAGUACAAAAAAAGAAAUCCAGAGGCUAUUAACUGCACUCAAUGACAACACAUUAUAUCCAUUAAUGAGGCUAUAAACUUUCUUCCAAUGCUGUUGAA
Carassius auratus (goldfish) is the source of this 8428-nucleotide messenger RNA. It is a transcript of the gene lrrc66, whose product is annotated as leucine rich repeat containing 66. Lineage: Eukaryota; Metazoa; Chordata; Actinopteri; Cypriniformes; Cyprinidae. The coding region runs from base 524 to 8110 and encodes 2528 amino acids. The record is from RefSeq and is a predicted model, not a curated record. Gene Ontology annotation, molecular function: protein binding. The transcript has 5 exons.